AUGACGGAUGAAAAGCACCCGGUCUGUCACGAGGAACCCCUGGCGGAUAUGGAGCUUAAUGAUGAAUGGAGCUCGUCUCUUGAUGCAGCAAGGGCUGCAAGUACCCGCGAGCACAAGAUGAGUGUCGGUGACGCGGUCAAACUCUUUCCGUGGGCUCUUCUGUGGGCGCUCAUUCCUUCGAUGGCUAUCGUGAUGGAAGGAUACGACACCAUUCUCAUUCCCAGCUUCUACGCCUACCCAGCAUUUCAGAAGCAAUUUGGGAGCUACGACGGAGUAGGAUACCAGGUUUCUGGACAGUGGCAGUCGGCGCUUGGAGCUGCGUCAAACGUGGGGAGUUUCAUCGGGGCUCUUGUGAAUGGCUACCUGGUCAAUCGACUCGGCUUCAAGAAGAUCUUCAUGCUGGGCCAGGUUCUCAUGUGUGCGUUUACAUUUGUGCCUUUUUUCGGUCAAACUAUCCAGCUCCAGGUCAUUGGCCAGGUCCUUUGCGGAAUCCCGUGGGGCAUGUUUGCAACUCUAGGCCCUGCCUACUCCUCCGAGCUCUGUCCCAUGGCACUCAGACCAUACCUAACCGCAUGCGUGAACAUGUAUUUUGUGAUCGGUCAGCUAGUCAGCGCUGGAGUGUUACAAGGUCUCAUAAACAUGAACGACCAAUGGUCCUAUCGAAUUCCGUUGGCACUACAAUGGAUGUUACCAGCACCAUUACUCAUCCUCGGCUGCUUCAUGCCCGAGUCACCGUGGUGGUAUGUUCGCCAAGGCGACCCUGACUCCGCACUGAAGAUCGUGAACAGACUAAUGGUCAAACCGGACUCUGCCCGCGCGCGCGAGACCGUAGCCAUGAUGAUCCACACCGACCAGCGGGAAAAGGAGGUUAAGCAGGGUUCGUACAUGGACUGUUUCCGUGGCCAUAAUGCGCGGCGAACCGAGAUAGCCUGUAUCGCAUUCGUGGGACAGGUGUUUUCUGGUCUCAUGUUCGCUUAUAGUCCUACUUAUUUCUUUGAACAGGCCGGCAUGACGCCUGCAGAAGCAUACAAGCUUGGAUUGGGCGGGUCAGCAGUGGCUUUCACGGCUACUGUCAUCUCGGCAGUGUCAAUCCAGUACUUCCCUCGUCGGACGCUCUAUGUCGGCGGCAUGGGUCUGUUAAGCAUCUACCUCCUCAUCGUCGGCUGCCUAACACCAGCCGUAGAACUCCAGAACAAGACUGUGAUCCGGUGGACACAGUCAGCAUUAUGCAUAGUCUGGAUCUUCACUUUCGCCAUGACAGUUGGACCGAUGGCCUGGCUAAUUCCACCAGAAGUUUCUUCAACAAGACUGCGCUCGAAGACGAUAGCCCUUGCUCGUAACUCUUACUACGUAGCUGCUAUCGCGGCGUCGGUUGUUGAACCUUAUAUGAUGAAUCCGACAGACUGGAACUGGCGGGGCUAUACGGGAUUCUUCUGGUUUGCGACUGCGUUCGCAACGUUUGUUUGGAGUUAUUUCAGACUUCCGGAGACGAAGGGGUUUACUUAUGAGGAGCUGGAUAUUAUGUUUGCGGCUAGGGUUCCUACUAGGGAAUUUUCCAGCUAUCAGGUUGAUGCCUAUGCUGAGGGGUCGGAUGAAAAGAGUGUUUUGAAGAGGUGA
This is a messenger RNA of Penicillium taxi, 1617 nucleotides long. RefSeq names its product general substrate transporter. The transcript has 2 exons. The record is from RefSeq and is a predicted model, not a curated record. The coding region runs from base 1 to 1617 and encodes 538 amino acids. Gene Ontology annotation, biological process: transmembrane transport; carbohydrate transport. Gene Ontology annotation, molecular function: carbohydrate:proton symporter activity. NCBI's taxonomy places the organism in Eukaryota, Fungi, Ascomycota, Eurotiomycetes, Eurotiales, Aspergillaceae. Gene Ontology annotation, cellular component: membrane.